Messenger RNA from Rubroshorea leprosula, 421 nucleotides. The record is from the annotation of a GenBank genome assembly. Lineage: Eukaryota; Viridiplantae; Streptophyta; Magnoliopsida; Malvales; Dipterocarpaceae.
GAGAUAGAAUAUAUUAACUUAUUCAGAAUGCUAAAGGUGGGAAGGCACGAGGGAUUCAAGGUGUGCAGGUCGAACGUCCUCCUGAGUGUAAGCAGCAGUAACCUUGUGGUUGCAUGCAGCACUAUUUGGAGGCAUCAAUUAUAUUGUCAAAGAUUGUUGCUGCCUGGCUGCCUAGGGAUACUGCUCUACCCAAACAUUACUGAUAUCACUUGGAUGGGAUUCUGCCCUUGGGCAAAAGAAUGUGGAAGGAAAACUUCCUGACAGUCGGGAUGUUAUUUCAGCAGAAUCUGGGAUCUACAGAGGCAGCAACAAUUUGGGACGUAACUUUCGGGGUACAGAGCAACCAAACAGGCCCUUAAUUCUUGAUUUUGGGGUCAAGGUAAAGAGUUCAAGCCAUUGUUAAUAACCGAGCAGAUUUUAU